Molecule: messenger RNA, 1293 nt
Organism: Theobroma umbraticum
Lineage: Eukaryota; Viridiplantae; Streptophyta; Magnoliopsida; Malvales; Malvaceae
Product: calcineurin B-like protein 1
Biological process (GO): calcium-mediated signaling
Molecular function (GO): kinase binding; calcium ion binding
Source: RefSeq, a predicted model, not a curated record
UAAUAAUAAAAAAAAUAGAGCAGCGUAAAAACAGGCUUUUCUGUCCAUGAUCAGAUCAACUUAAUCUCAACCGUCGGAUUAAACCGUCAAUUUUCUUUUUCUCUCUCGAGAAACCCUUCUCUGCCUUUAUAAUCCCUCUAGGCUUUUCUCGCAUUCUCUUCAGAUUAUUUCAUUCUUUUUUCAAGAGCAAGGAAUUCGAAGUUCUCUCUAGAAGCUUUUUUUUCCCCUGUCGUACUUUUCAGCGACGGAUUUUGAUUUUUCCGGCCACAUUACCGGUCGGGUUGAAAUGGAUAUGCAGAGAGAAAAUAGUAAAGCAUAGGCGCUGUAAUCUAGCAAGUGCCUUUUUAUUUAUUUUUUUUGUUUGCCAGUAAAUGGGCUGCUUUCAAUCUAAAGUAACAAGACAAUACCCCGGACACGAAGACCCUAUUACUCUCGCUUCACAAACUGCUUUUAGUGUUAGUGAAGUUGAAGCACUCUUUGAGCUAUACAAGAGCAUCAGCAGUUCUGUGAUUGAUGAUGGGCUGAUUAGCAAGGAAGAGUUUCAGUUAGCUCUUUUUAAGAAUAGGAAGAAGGAAAACAUUUUUGCAAAUCGGAUCUUUGAUUUGUUUGAUGCUAAGAAGAAGGGAGUUAUUGAUUUUGGUGACUUUGUUCGAGCACUCAAUGUCUUCCAUCCAAAUGUCUCGCAAGAGGACAAGAUGACUUUUGCAUUUAAACUUUAUGACAUGGAUGGAACGGGUUUUAUCGAGCGGAAUGAGGUCAAGCAAAUGCUGAUUGCACUUUUAUGUGAAUCUGAAAUGAAGUUAGCUGAUGAAACCAUUGAGGCAAUACUUGAUAAGACAUUCUUGGAUGCCGACAUUAAUCAGGAUGGAAAGAUAGAUAUAGCUGAAUGGCAAAACUUUGUCUCCCGUAAUCCAUCAUUGUUGAAAAUCAUGACCCUCCCAUACCUUAGGGAUAUAACAACAACAUUUCCAAGCUUUGUUUUUAAUUCUGAAGUAGAUGAGGUCGCCACGUGAUUGGGGGAGUAUGUGCUUGGGUUAGCAUGUUCAUGCAUUGGAUUGAAAGACAUUUCUGCAUGAUUUGUUGACAUCGAGCGUCUUUAUAUGAUGAAAGUAUGGUUAGAUUUUGUUGCAAGGCUAAAGCUAUCAAGAUUGCAAAGGAUAGCAGCUAAAUAUUCACUAGGAUGGCUAGUUGAUUGUAUAGGCAUUGUAAUUAACCUUUUCAGGUGUUCUCCAUUUUUAAUCAUUGUUUUGUAGCAAGGUAAUAUCAAUUCAGCAGUAGAUUAGUGUUAAUUCA